AUGGGAAUAGUUGUACUUGAACAAUCUAAUUCGGUGGCUCAUUUUGUUCCACUGUACCUUCAAAAUCAACAAUUAACAAAUCAAGUUUUUUUAAUAAAGCAUGAUCCAACAGGUCCAAAAGAUGCUCAUACGAGUGUACUUGUUGAUGUCGCUGAUACAUCAACAGCCACCAACAUUAAAGGUGUCUUAUGUCAUGUUGUAGUUAACACCAAUAAUGGUCAAAUUACUCAUUCUACAAGUUUCAAAUGUGACUAUCGGGAGUCACCAAAAUCACGAUUAACAUUGAUAUACGUUGAAAAUCUUGCAGAGAGUAAGUAUAUAGGUGGUGUUGAGUCAUUACCACACUAUUUUAAUAAUCCAUGA
Messenger RNA from Rotaria socialis, 363 nucleotides. The record is from the annotation of a GenBank genome assembly. Lineage: Eukaryota; Metazoa; Rotifera; Eurotatoria; Philodinida; Philodinidae.